AUGCCAGUUGAUAGUGGAUAUUGGAUCCUUGAGGACGAGAAUGGGAAGGAGAACGAGGCUGAGGAUAAGGAUGAGGAUGAGAAUGAGAACGAGAAGAAGAAUGAGAGUGGAACGAGAAUGAGAUUGGAGUUGGGGUUAAGACGAGAACGGUGA
Molecule: messenger RNA, 153 nt
Organism: Coprinopsis cinerea okayama7#130
Lineage: Eukaryota; Fungi; Basidiomycota; Agaricomycetes; Agaricales; Psathyrellaceae
Exons: 2
Coding region: 1-153 (50 amino acids)
Source: RefSeq, a predicted model, not a curated record